AUGUCGGAGCUCAGCGAUGAAGCCAGUGAGCCGGAGCUGCUGAACCGCAGCUUGUCCAUGUGGCAUGGGCUGGGUGCGCAGGUCAGCCGGGAGGAGCUGGCCGUCCCCUUGGAUCUUCACACAGCUGCUUCCAUUGGCCAGUAUGAAGUGGUGAAGGAAUGUGUGCAGCGGAGAGAGUUAGAUUUGAAUAAGAAGAAUGGUGGUGGCUGGACCCCGCUGAUGUAUGCUUCCUACAUUGGACACGAUACCAUCGUGCACCUGCUGCUCGAGGCGGGGGUGAGUGUGAAUGUGCCGACCCCGGAAGGGCAGACUCCGCUGAUGCUGGCUUCCAGCUGUGGCAACGAGAGCAUCGCCUAUUUCCUCCUCCAGCAAGGUGCUGAGCUAGAAAUGAAGGACAUUCAAGGCUGGACUGCCCUCUUCCAUUGCACCAGUGCUGGGCACCAGCAGAUGGUCAAGUUCCUUUUGGACAGUGGAGCGAACGCCAAUGUGAGGGAGCCCGUAUAUGGAUUCACUCCUUUGAUGGAAGCGGCUGCCGCUGGCCAUGAAAUAAUCGUGCAGUAUUUUCUGAAUCAUGGAGUCAAAGUGGACACGAGAGACCACAGUGGAGCCACAGCCCGGAUGCUGGCCAAGCAGUAUGGACACAUGAAGAUUGUGGGGCUGAUAGACGCUCACUCACCUUCUCUGCCUAAGAGCCUCUACCGGAGCCCAGAAAAAUACGAAGAUCUGAGCUCUUCAGAUGAAUCCUGCCCUGUCCCUCAGAGACAGAGGCCCUGUCGGAAGAAGGGCCUCAGCAUCCACGAGGGGCCGCGGGCCUUGGCCAGGCUCACAGCUAUUGGACUCGGAGGCAGGAUACAGCAGCCUUGCUAUGAACAGGUGCCUCCACGGGGCUAUGUCACCUUCAACAGCAGCGAUGAGAACCCCCUGGAAGAGGGGGGCCUCUGCUACAGGGACGUCACCUCCCCCAUCAAUGAGCGGGAUGUGGAGAGCAGCAGCAGCAGCAGCCGGGAAGAGCACGCCUUCUGUGCCCACCUCGGGGCCGCGCGGAGCAGCAGCAGCAGUGAGGGCCUGGCCCAGGCCCCGGAACUCAGCAGCGAGGCCUCCCUGGAGAGCAAUGAGGACUCGGAUCAUGCGCGGAAAAGCUCGGUUCGCAAACAAACUAAAAGCUACGUGAAGACCAAGAAUCGUUACAGCAGCAGCGACAGCCAGUGGCCUCCUGGCACCGGGACUUCCUGUGCCCCAAGAUUGAUCCCCCAGACUGACGGGUCCCCCUACUCAGGACCCCAGGACCUCGCCACGCUGCUGGAGCAGAUUGGCUGCCUCAAAUACCUGCAGGUGUUUGAGGAGCAGGACGUGGACCUCCGCAUCUUUCUGACCCUCACUGAGAGCGACCUGAAGGAAAUCGGCAUCACGUUGUUUGGGCCCAAGAGAAAGAUGACCUCUGCCAUCGCCCGCUGGCACAGCAGCGCCCGCCCCCCCAGUGAUGCCUUGGAGCUGGCCUAUGCCGACCGGCUUGAAGCCGAGAUGCAGGAGCUUGCCAUCCAGCUGCACAAACGCUGUGAGGAGGUGGAGGCCAUGCGGGGCCUGGUGUCACAGGAGCAGGAGCUGCGGGCCGUGGUGGAGAGCUGCCUCCUGGAACAGGACGGCGCCCGCAAGGACGUCCACGCACAGUUGCAGGAGACCUGGGCCCUGGCCCGGGACGCUGCGCUCGUCCUGGACCAGCUGCAAGCCUGUCAAGCUGAGCUGUCCGCCCGAGUGCAGCAGGAUGAAUCCCCGCUCGAGGCCAUGCUGGGCCCAGGCCUCCCCACAGCCGACUCCAAAGGCUGGCAGGCCGCCUUGCAGGCCCUGAGCCUCCCUCAGCUGUCGGGAGCCCUGGAGGAUCGAGUCCGGGAGAUGGGGCGAGUGCUCUGCUUAGUGACCCAGAGCCUGGAGAAGCUGCAAGUGCUGAAUGGGAAGGAGAACUGGCGGGAGCCUUAG
Messenger RNA from Lipotes vexillifer (Yangtze River dolphin), 1974 nucleotides. RefSeq names its product ankyrin repeat and sterile alpha motif domain containing 3 (gene ANKS3). Gene Ontology annotation, molecular function: protein binding. The transcript has 16 exons. Bases 1 to 1974 code for a protein of 657 amino acids. Lineage: Eukaryota; Metazoa; Chordata; Mammalia; Artiodactyla; Lipotidae. The record is from RefSeq and is a predicted model, not a curated record. Gene Ontology annotation, cellular component: cilium.